Lacerta agilis (Sand lizard) is the source of this 1056-nucleotide messenger RNA. Its product is annotated as olfactory receptor 5AR1-like. Bases 118 to 1056 code for a protein of 312 amino acids. Gene Ontology annotation, biological process: G protein-coupled receptor signaling pathway; sensory perception of smell. The record is from RefSeq and is a predicted model, not a curated record. The transcript has a single exon. Lineage: Eukaryota; Metazoa; Chordata; Lepidosauria; Squamata; Lacertidae. Gene Ontology annotation, molecular function: odorant binding; olfactory receptor activity; G protein-coupled receptor activity. Gene Ontology annotation, cellular component: membrane.
CACAGAGCAGCUGGGACCCAAGCAAACUUUGACAUCUCAUAGACUAAUUAAUAUUUAAAACAACCCUGCCAUCCACAUUUCCUACAUUUCUUCAGACCACUGUAUCUUUUCCUAAAAAUGGUGAAUGAAAACAGUACCACUGUCACCGAGUUCAUUCUCCAGGGCAUCUCAAAUGAUCCAGGUAUGAAAGUCUUAUUCUUUGUGGUAUUCCUGAUCAUCUAUCUGGUCAAUGUUGUAGGAAACGUGGGCAUGAUCAUCUUGAUCUCACUUGAUUCCCACCUUCACAAUCCUAUGUACUUCUUCCUCUGGCACCUGUCCUUCUGUGACAUCUGCUACUCAUCUGCCAUUGCUCCCAGAAUGCUGUCUGACUUGAUAUCUGAGAGCAGGACCAUCUCCUUCCCUGAAUGUACUGCCCAGUUCUACUUCUUUGCUGCCUUUGUGAGUGCCGAGUGCUACAUUUUAGCAGUGAUGGCCUAUGACCGCUUUGUGGCCAUCUGCAACCCAUUGCUCUAUUCCACUGCCAUGUCCAAGUCCCUCUGCAUCCGGCUCCUACUUGGAUCAUACAUUGCUGGCACAACUAAUGCCAUAAUGCACACAACAGCCACCUUCAGCCUCCAGUUCUGCAGUUCCAACCUCAUCAACCAUUUCUUCUGUGAUGUUCCUCCACUGCUAGCAAUCGCUUGUUCUGACACCCACAUUAAUGAGAUUUUGCUUUUUGUAUUUGCUGGCUUUGUUGAGAUGAGCUCCCUCUCAAUCAUCCUUCUCUCUUACAUCUUCAUUUUAGCAGCUGUCCUGAGAAUGCCCUCGGGGAGGCUCAAAGCCUUCUCCACCUGUGGGUCCCACUUCACAGGGGUAACUUUAUUUUAUGGGACUGUGAUUUUCAUGUAUCUCCGGCCCACUUCUGUCUAUGCCUUGGAUCAAGACAAAUGGGCUUCUGUGUUCUACACAGUAGUGAUCCCCAUGCUCAAUCCUCUGAUCUACAGCCUGAGGAACAAAGAUGUUAAGAAAGCUUUCAGAAAACUCAUUAACCAGAAGCUGAAUUCUGUCUUAAACUAA